AAGUGAGGGGAGUAAAUGAAUUGUGUGCUGAAGGAGAGGAGGGAAGGUGGCGAGGGGGAGGAGGAUGUGACUGAAGGAGAAGGAGAGGGAGGAAGAGGAGGAGGAGGAGGAGGGGUGUGACUGUGUAAUUACGAGACAGAGAGAGAGAGAAAGAGAGAGAGAGAGAGGACGGGGGUUAGAAAAAAGAGGGGAGAGGAAAAAAGUUGGAUCUGAUUUGCUGGAAUCGCGCAGGACCGACUGAAGGUGGAAGCGCUCGGUUUCAUAUCAGCUCUGGCUGGAAGCUUUUAGCAGGGGGCGAACCGUCCCGGCACUCUGCGCCCUGCGAGGCUCCGCGCAGAAAGAGAGAGAGAGAGAGAGUGGAAGAGAGAGAGAGAGGGAACACGUCGUAACGGCGGAGCACGCACAGCUCCAAGUUGCUUCUUCUACUUUUACAUGCCAGCUCCUGCGUAGUAAAAACACAAAUCCUAUUUAUUUUUUUUUUUGUCUCUCCCUCCGCGGUGGCGACAAUCUUUGGAUCGAGACUCUUCAUGGAUAUUCUUGGAUAAUUUCCCUUCGGAUUGCUGCUCCACACGCAUACACACACACGCACACACGCACACACACACGCCGUCUCUCUUCUUGCACGGUGCGCACCGAUCGGUCCUGGACGAUGGAGUGAUCGGAGGAAUUAGUCCACCUACAAUCACUUUUUCUUUCUCUGUGCUCAGCGCCGUCUCGACAUGUAUUCUCCGAUUUGUCUAACUCAGGAUGAAUUUCAUCCCUUCAUCGAGGCGCUUCUCCCUCACGUCCGUGCCAUCGCCUACACGUGGUUCAACCUGCAGGCCCGAAAGCGCAAGUACUUCAAGAAGCACGAGAAGCGGAUGUCCAAGGACGAGGAGCGCGCCGUGAAGGAUGAGCUCCUGGGUGAGAAGCCUGAGGUCAAGCAGAAGUGGGCCUCCAGGCUGCUGGCCAAGCUGCGGAAGGACAUUCGGCAGGAGUACCGGGAGGACUUCGUCCUCAGCGUGACGGGCAAGAAGCCGCCGUGCUGCGUUCUGUCCAACCCGGACCAGAAGGGCAAGAUCCGCCGGAUCGACUGCUUGCGGCAGGCCGACAAAGUCUGGCGCCUGGACCUGGUGAUGGUCAUCCUCUUCAAGGGCAUCCCUCUGGAAAGUACGGACGGCGAGCGGCUCGUCAAGUCUCCACAUUGCACCAACCCAGCACUUUGUGUCCAGCCUCACCACAUAACAGUAUCGGUCAAGGAGCUGGACUUGUUUCUAGCAUACUAUGUCCAGGACCAAGACUCGCAGCAGUCAGGAAGUCCGAGCAACAAUGAGCCAGGCAAAACCCCUCUGCCAGUGUAUUUGGAAGACAGCUUCAUCAAAUCAGGAGUUUUCAGUGUCGCGGAGCUGGUGCGAGUGUCUAGAAUGCCAAUCACCCACGGCGCAGCGGUACCCUUCACCAUGGCGGACAUGCCCAGCCAGCCCUACUAUCAUGACCUGAACUCCAGCGUGGCACUACAACGCUCCCUGUCCUCCCCGCCUGGCAGCAAAAGGCCCAAAACCAACAUGGAGGAGAACAUGGACACCAGCCCGACGGGACCCGACUUCUACUCGUCACCCAGCUCCCCAGCCAGCAGCCGGGCGAACUGGCACGACAGAGACGGAGCAGAGAUGUCCUCUCCCACUAUGAAGAAGCCAGAAAAGCCGCUGUUCAGUCCCACCUCCCCGCAGGACUCCUCACCGCGACUCAGCACUUUCUCUCAGUCUCACCACCCGGGCCUAUCAGGUGUGGGACACAGUGUUAUAUCAUCGAGGAGCCCCCCUUCACACUCGCCCCUGCAGUUCUCCGCCUCGGCCAUCCUGCCUCCGGCGCCGUCGUCCUACUUCUCGCACCCCACCAUACGCUACCCGCCUCACCUCAACCCCGCCGAUCCCCUCAAGAGCUACGUGCCGUCGUACGACCCGUCCAGCCCACAGAGCAGCCAGCCUAACAGCAGUGGUCAGGGGGUUGGGAAGGUCCCGGGCCACUUCACCCCGGUGUUGGCUCCAUCCCCGCACCACGGCCCGGUGCGACCCGUCACUCUUUCCAUGCCCGACACCAAGCCCAUCACCACAUCGACAGAAGGCUACUCCACUCCUGGCACCCCAACGUCUAAUCGUUUUGUAGGCCUGAGCCCUAGAGAUCCCGCCUUUCUCCACCAGCAACAGCUGAGGAAGUGUGACUGGAGCGUGACUCAAAACGGCAGGCAUUAUGGCCCCAGUGCCACUGACGACACUUUGGGGAUUGCUUGGCAAAGUCCUGGUACCUGGGCGAGCUUAGUUCCAUUCCAAGUGUCGAACGGGACUCCGAUUCUGCCAACAAAUGUCCACCAGAACUACAGCAUAAACAUCAUUGGUGAACCGCUGGUCCCCGCCGAGUCCGGGAACUGAGCUCAUCGAGGCUUGACCCACCUCCGCCCUCCCCCCACCCAGAGUGGAAGGGUGGGGCAGAGCUAGCACUACAGGUGUUUGCAGCCAUGGAUGAAACCAGCAAAGCAGCAGGUGCUGCAUAAACCCCCUCCUCAUCCAUCGAUCUCCUCACCUUCGACCUCCCGACCCCCCCAGUCUCACCUCUUCCAUCUCCCCGCUCCCACUCCUCGUCCUCAUCCUUACGAUGUUGAUGAUGAUGAUGAUGAUGAUGGACAAUGGCCCUGAAGUAAAGAUGACGAGUGGACGGCUCAGAGGAAGGAAGAAAAGCUUCAGGUCUGAUGUCUCCUCGCACACAUCCACCCACCCACCAGUCAGUUGUUGCGUUUGCAGAACUUUUUUCAAUCCAUCUGAAUACUGUGAUGUAUAGAUGCCUUAAUGUUUAAUUGCAUGACACUCUAGACUCUUGGCAGUAAUUCCUACUUAUUGUUCAACGUCAGAGGAAGGUGAAAACCGUUUUGAACGCCCUGCAAGACACACACACACACACAGUCAACCGAGGGGGGGUCUGCAGAUACAUCCCUGCCUGGUGGAUGGCUAAGAGACUCUGAACGAACGAACGAUCCACUGUGUACACCGUAGGAGCAAAAAACAAAAAAAAAAGAAAAAAAUUGUGAAUUCAGAGUGUUUUUUUUUCCUUCCGUUUGAUUUCAGUUUACUGUGAUACGACUCUUUGUUUUUAAGGAAAAAAAAAUGUGUUGACUUUGUUUCUUUACUGCUACUUAUUUCAAGAACUAAUGUAAACACUUAUUGGGAGAGUUGAGAACUCUUGAUGCAGUUUAAAAAAAAAAAAACACUAAAUGCUAACAGCUUGACAUUGGACCCCUCCUUAAAAAAACAAAAAGAAGAAAAACUACUCGCAAGUCCUUUUCAAAAGGAAUGUAAUAAUAAAAGAGGAAGAAAAAAAGAAAAAAAUUUGCGACAGAGGCAAGUGCAAUUGAAUUUUUUUUGAAGGGAAGCUAUCAGUCUGACUGCCCUAAGACUCUAAAGGAAGGGGGAUAGUUAUUAAAUGUUUAAGAAUAUGAUUUCAGUCACAUAUCCAUCUCUUCGCAUGAGUAAAAAGUGUGAAAGGCAGUUUGAAGACAAGCGUAAAGCUACCUGUGCAACAGAAAAAAGAAGAAAAAAAAACAGCACUUAAUCUGAUCUGAGCACUUCCCAUCACGAUGGGCAAUUUCUUUCUUCUUAAACAAUCUAAAAUAAGUCGAGAAAUUACACACACAAAGUGUGCGUGAAAGAGACAUUUUGUUUCAAUUAAAAAGCAUUUGGCCGUCAGCUUGUAAAGCUUAUGUGUACAGUUAUUAUCCAUGCAAAUGUACUGUAAUCUUCAUGGGUAAAGCUACAGCUUGUGCAAGGCGAACUCUAAAGUGGAAGAGGGUGAAAACUGAAAUUAUGAAUCCAGGUGGUGGCAUAUCCCCGAAAAUCAAGAUCUCUGCAUGGCAAUCCCACAGCUGUUUGCCCCUCCAGUCCAGACAACACACACACGCACACGCAUAUAUAUCUAUAUAUAUAUUUACACACACACACACACACGAGAAAAAAAAAAUUCUCCGAUACUCCUAAUUUUGCACGACGACAUAUAGUCCACAUUACGUGCCUUGCCUUUGAAUAUAGAGACAUCACUACAGUUGUUUUUGCUGCAUUUAUCAUUAUAGAGAGAGAGAAAAAAAUAACAUUUUUAUGAUAAGAAUUGUUUUGUACUUUGAAUGAAAUUGUUGAUUUUUAACUUCAUGUACUACUCUAUCUCACAGUUACAUUGCAUAUCAAGGCUGUGUAUAGUUGCUGUUUUAAAGUUUGUAAUCUACCAGCAUUUGGGUUUUUUUGUGUUUUUUUUUCAGUAUUUUGGUGGUUUUUCUGAUAACCUUUCAUCUUUUUGUUUUCUCUCUUAUCUUGAAUUCUCAUUUUCUUCAUCUUCCCGUUACUAUUGUGGAGGGUGGAAUUCAGAAAUAUGAAAAUUAUGCAAUACCACGUUUUGCCUAUGUAGGUAGUGCUUAUAGAUGUGUCAAUUAUUAGAGGCUAGUUUGGAGAUAGAAAAUAUGGUAAUGCAUUUAUUUUGUUGAUGUUGUUGUCCGUCGCUGUUGUUGUUGUUGAUGAUGUUGUUGUUGUGGGUGUUUCCUUUUUUUUAAUUUUUUUUUAAUUGACCAAAGUGGGGACUGCUUUCUAUGCAGUGUAAGGCAAGGUCUGAGUUUAGUUUUUUUCUCGUUUCCUCCAGCAUCUACCGAAUGACAGUCAGACAUGUUUCAGUGUAAUCUAUUUUUUUGGAAAAGGGUGGAGUUUUUUUAGAAGUAUGUGUAAAAAAAACAUUAGAACUCACCCUGUGUUGGUCUUAGUACGGCUGCAAAGUCACUAAUUAGUCUGCUGUGACUAGGCAUGGGUCGGUUACCCGUAUCGAGUUUUUUCACCGCUUUUGAAAGUUUAAAACGUCUUUAAUAAGAAAUCAAAUCCGUUUUCCUCCAUCUGUAAGAAGCCGCAUUGUCGCUGUCCCUUCACAGCUGAUUAGCUAGAAAAUAACACAAAAUGAAAACUUUUCCAGUUGUCCAAAAACUAAUGAAAGGGUAACUAAAGGACUACGUCCUUUCACUUUCCACCCGUGCAGGAUGUAGCCCGAUGAAUUAACUUGUUAAUAAUAGCUGACAGUGCUCCGAAAGUGGUUUCAAACAUUGAUGGAAAUGUUUGAUAGUCUGCGCGUUAAACACUAAAACUAGUGCUGAAAUUAGAGUAUGUUUUUUAAAAUACAUUUUUGCCUAUGUCUGCACUUAAAAACAAUGCUUAAAGCAGUAAAACAUAAAAGCGUUCUCUAAUUACCUUUAAAGUAAUGCAAUUGAAAAGCAAUUUGCUGAUGGUCUGACUAAUUUACUAGCUAUUGUUAACUAGCUCUUCUCCUUGCCUUAGCUGUAACAUUUGCUGCAAUACAGUCGUAUACUUGCAGGAUUUUUCUCAAGUUUUGCUGAAGUCCUCAUAUCAAAAUCAAAAUAAUCAAAACAUUUUAUUGACAACUUUAUAGUUGUAAUAAUCUAUAUGUUAAAUUGUUUUGGCUGCAGCAAGAACAAUUGUUUCUUUUGUUUUCUGCAAAAGCAGUUAGGUUGCGUCCGUCUGUAAACGCCGUCGCCACCGUGGCGUUUUCGCUCAAACCCACACCGACCCAUGCCUAACCGUGACUCUUUCUUUCAACUUUCCACCUGGGGUGCUAGCAUGUAACCUUUCGGAAGGAGCUGAUACAUUUUACAGGAGAGACGGCUUGACUUGAGCACGACAAUCAUUGUAGGAGAUCAUUUUUUUUCUCGUAGAAUCCCGGUCGGUCUCAGAUCCCCGGAGGGCUUCCGCCGCGCCCUCUUGUUCUCUCUUUCUUCCUCGGGAGACGUCAGCCGAAUGCAAUUCCCGAAUAGAUGCCUUAACAAACACAUCAGCUAAGUGGCCUGUGACCUGCGCAACAAUCACACACCAACUAAUGCUAGUGAGACCUGUCCAAAUCAGUUCCAGACAGGCUCAGGCAAGCCUUUAGAGAGUAUUUUAUACCUAGUAGAUUUGUAUAAAUGUAUAUAAACACACAUACUCCCCUUGCCGAACCAGUAAAAGUGUGUUAAAGUAAUUAUUGGACUAGAGAAGAAUGUUGUUUUAAUGGCCGACUAGAAGCUUAAAUAGAAUCCACUAGAUAAGGAAAUAUAUAUAGCACUUAAAUAGAGCACGUAGGCAAUCAUCUUCUCCCCCCGUGCAGUGUUCAGAAGUCUCAAUCUAAACCUCUCAGGCAUAUUACAGGGCAUUAUGUAUUUCAAUCAUACCGUCGUUAAUGUAGAAAUCAGUUUUCUCUCAGAGAAAAAGCAGCUCUUUUGCACUCUUUCCCUGCAAUCGUGAAAGAAAUGUUUCCUUUUCUGAGGGGCGAAAUUUUCCCGAGCGCUCUCUGGUGUGAGCAGUAAACAAAAUGAUCCUCAAGUCAAGCUCAAGCUCUUCGUCUUCACCCGGAUUUAUUAUGCAGAUAAAAAAAUUAUAUAUAUAUUAAGUUUUUUAAAAAAAGUCACCCCGUUCUAUGUGCACUGUUGUGUCUUUAAGUUUUAUUUAAAAAAGAAAAAAGUGCUUUGCAGCCUUCGGCCAUUGGAGACCCACUGAAGUGAAUUGUCCCCAAGUGUGUGUGUUCAUGUGCGGAGUGUGUGUGUGUGUGUGUAAGGGUCACUGUGCUGUCAGUGUUUGGUAAAAUUGGGAGACUGUACAUAAAGGUAAAUAUCCUGAUCGUGUUGCUGGCUGUGGGGGUCAAACUGCCUCUGCAGCUGAAGUGUGCAUGCAAGGCGAGAGAGCAGCUGUGUCGUUGUGAGCUGGACGUCGUGCGAUCGAGUGCCUCUGACGCUACACGAAAUGAGAAGAUGAGGGUCUUUUUGUUCACGUAAAUAAAACAUUUUUUGGUUUUUCUUUUUAAAAUCCUGCCGUAGGACAGGAGUUUGUACACUGUAAACUUUUCUGGGGAGCUCUUGUCUUGAAGAUGGUAUUUGUAAAUCUUAAUUUCUGGGGGGGGCUUGGGAGGGAGCUAAGCAAGUCAAUUCCAUUUUAGGAAAACUAAAUUAAUUAGCAUUUAGUUUAUUUUUUUAUUUUAGAUGCUGGAUUUGAGUUAGAACUCUCCAGGUUACCCAGAAUAGUGUUGUCAUCACGUUUGUAUUCCUGUAUGUAUUAAAAAAAAGAAAAAGAAAAUGUGGCAGGUUGGAGAUCAGUAAGAAUAAAGAACAACAAUGAAGGUUUUUUAUUACUAUUAUUAAUGUUAUUAUUUCUCAUUAUUCCUAGUGCUUAGAUAUUACUAUUUUUGGGGGGGAAAAAACUCCAUGAAUAUUUGAAUUGUACUUUGAUUAGAAUGGCCAUAGUAAGUGUGAUGUGACGUUUCUCAAAAUUUGUAAUUUCUUUUCUCUUUCUUUCUGUUUUAUUUGAUCAUUUUCUUUGCUUUUUUUUUCUCUCAAAAUGGGUGUAAAUUCUUGUUGAACAAGCGAGUGGCGUGAAUGUGUUUUGUUGUAGCAGCUGGGAGGGUGACGUCACUUAAACCAGUAAAAGGCAAACAACAACAACAAAAAAAAAAGAAAAUAUAUAUAAAACAACAACAUAAAAAAAAGAAAAUUAAAGGCCACAGAUUGCAUCUGACAUUAAACGAAUGACGAGCAGGGUAAAAUCUCCAGUGACAAACGUCCUAAAACAAAUAAAAUAUUUAGUUUCCUAAUGGAAAUGUGUCAAUCGGUGCUCGCUGCUGCUCAUUUUGCCCCUCCGCUAAUUUGUACUUUUGCAGUUUUGGUUGUGCCAUGUCUGGGUUUUCCUGCGCUGUGACCCGGGACACUUCGUUCAGUUUCGCUCUGCCUGACAAGACAGUUUCACAUCAAACUGCUCUGAUCUGCCUUAUGAUUUAAUUUACUUUUUAAAAUAAAAACACAUUAUUAAGAUUUUGAGGGAAUUGUGGCUUUUAUUAAUCAGUAGCCCAAUUUAAUAUUCUCAAAUUGAAAAAUGUUUAAUUGUUCCUUGUUUGUGCAUCGAUAAUCACAUUCUGUUCAUAUAUUUUUUUUGUCAGAACAAGUGCACUAAUCUGCUUUGAAGAAUAGUCAUCUCCACAAUGGACCAAUGGGCAAAACUUAACAAAGCAUGAGGUAAUAUAUGACAAAUUAAACAAUGGGUAUAAAAGGGUUUUGUUUACAGGUAGUAAAUGGUACAAAAGAAGUAACAAGAUGAUGGUUCAUGUUCGAACUUGACCCAACAUGGCGAAUCGUUCCCCAUUUUGUACGUUUUGCCAUUUAAUUCCAUCCGACUUCCAUUGAAUGCAAACCGCUUACGUUUUCACGGAUGUCAUUUGUUGAAAAGUAAGUACAUCCAAUUGAUGCGGAGCCGAAACGAAAUGUCCCGAGGCCAUUAAACCGAAACUGCUAAAGCAUAAAAUGACAAGGGAGCGAAACAGCCAGCACUCUUAUCUAAUUUUACUGACCAAUUUGUUGUUGAUCAUGGUCAAUAAUCAAUUGUCUUCUGAAGAAUGUCCUAAAAGAUCAGUAUCUACACAUCAGUCAUUUUGCACUUUUCACAUGCUUGAUGUACUAUAUAGAAAUCCCCGCCUUUGUAUAAAUUUAAGGUGCUUCACUUUAGGGUACUUUACUUUUCCAGCUGAGGUAUAUAUUUUUUAUUUGGUUUUGUUUUUCAGUUUGAAUGUCGAAAACGUCCUGAAACUUUAUUAAAAAAAACAAAAAAACAUGUAAACAGUGUUCAAUCUAUCUGCAGCGUCAUGUCAGAUCAUUAUUUUAAUUUUUGUCUAAAGUAUUACUACUCUAAUCAUGACAGGAACAGGGCAACCAUAUGCAAGGAGGACCUGUGGCACUCAUGCAAUAUGUGUGGUUUUAUUUUUGUCUUACUUUGAGCGUUCUGAAGGGCCUGAGAGGCGUGCAGGCGCAAGGGAAACCUCGUUUUCAUCCCACUCGAGCAAUACACAUCCUCCAUACUGUUGGCUAGCUGCUGGUCACUCAACGUCAGGUUAUAAAGCAAACAUUAAAACCAGCAUUUUUACACAGGUUGUGACUCUCAGCAAACGGCGAUGAGAAGCUAGCAGUGCCUGUUCAAGCUGUCCAAGCGUCUGUUGUACAUAACAGUAGAAUGUGAUAAACAUACCUUGCGUCACUCAGAGGAGAAUGUGGCGAAGUCAUCUGGAAAAUGUGCUUUUCAUUACAGAUUUAUUGAUUUUUUUUUUUUUUUGUCUUGUUUUGAAAUGUUUUCAUAUUAUAAAUAUGUCAACACACAUGUCCGCAUCAAACUUGUUUAAAAUCUAAAAUAGUUUUCCUUUUCUGGGGAGUCGGAGCAAAGAGGGUCAGUGCUGCAUUCUGUGCAGUGAAAGGAUGAAGUAAUGUAUUUUCUCUUCUCUGCAGAGCUGAUUUGUUGUUUGUUUUGUUUUGUUAAGGUGGGUGGUGGGGGUUUUGUGGCACUUUUUCUUCCCUCUGCACACACAUUUGACUCUGAGGAACUACGGCGGACGUGUACGUAACGAACAACAACAUCACCAACAACAAAACAGUAUGUUAGCAGUCUCCAGUAGUGAUCGUAGUUACACUGCAAGUGUGUUCAAGGUCUAUGUAUGUAUCUGAAUGUAUGUUUUAGAGGAAUUUUGGAAACCUGUUUUUUUUUUCUUUUUUUUUAUUAUUAUUAUUUUAUUUGAUCUUUUUAAUUUACAGUCUAGGAGCCACAGGUGUCCAUUGUGAACUGUAUAGCGAAGGCCUUGAUGUCCCUUCUUUUUAUUGAUUUUUAGUAAUGCGAAGCAUUUAGGCAAUGCCUUCAAGCUGGUUACAUUUGAUGCAGGGGCUAAAAUUGCCACAAGAUUAAAAAUCAGUGUAAAUAGAGGCUCAACUUUUUGUGAUUGUUACUGUUAUAUCCAGCCUAUACUGCUAGCAGCUGUUUUUACUGCAGUCAAUUACUGGAAGUGGAUAUAUUUCCUAUGCAAAACUGUUUAAACAAUAAAAUGAGCUAUGCUACAAAAACGA
Poeciliopsis prolifica (blackstripe livebearer) is the source of this 9916-nucleotide messenger RNA. RefSeq names its product nuclear factor 1 B-type-like. Gene Ontology annotation, biological process: regulation of transcription by RNA polymerase II. The transcript has 12 exons. The record is from RefSeq and is a predicted model, not a curated record. Gene Ontology annotation, cellular component: nucleus. Lineage: Eukaryota; Metazoa; Chordata; Actinopteri; Cyprinodontiformes; Poeciliidae. The coding region runs from base 720 to 2408 and encodes 562 amino acids. Gene Ontology annotation, molecular function: DNA-binding transcription factor activity, RNA polymerase II-specific; RNA polymerase II cis-regulatory region sequence-specific DNA binding.